Molecule: messenger RNA, 1518 nt
Organism: Amyelois transitella
Lineage: Eukaryota; Metazoa; Arthropoda; Insecta; Lepidoptera; Pyralidae
Gene: yellow-12
Product: L-dopachrome tautomerase yellow-f-like
Exons: 5
Coding region: 7-1518 (503 amino acids)
Cellular component (GO): extracellular region
Source: RefSeq, a predicted model, not a curated record
UAAACAAUGGCUGUGUCCCAACAGUGGUUUGUGCAGUGGUCGUCGCCACCUAUGAUGUUUACGGAUAUUAAUAAUCGGUUUAAUUCAGUGAAUGAUUGGAGUACGGAACCUCCUCAGUGGUCUUGGAAUGUAGGGGUGGAACACAGUGGUUUGAGUGUUAGAAAAAAUAGAACUAAGUUCGAUGGACCGUUAAAUAAUUAUUAUAAUGGAAUGCAAGGCGUGGAUCCAGCUCCUGUAAAUGAGUCGCCUCCAGUAGCCGGGCUCGCGAUAUUUCUCACCAUGAUGGGCCUGGCGCGCUCGCAGUCGGUGCCUGCCGACAUGGAAACACCUCCGUUCAAUACGCUGUACAAGUGGAAACAGAUUGGGUUUGAAUACUCUACUCAGAUGCAACGCAGGAGAGCGAUUCUAGAAAGAUCAUUUAUACCAGAAAACAAUCUGCCACUAGGACUAGAGGUGUGGGGAUCCCGCGUGUUCGUCACCAUUCCCCGGUGGAAAAAAGGUGUUCCCGCGACGCUCGCCACCGUAUCCCGGUCUGGUGGCGUCACCUCUCCACCUUUGAAACCUUAUCCCAACUGGGCUAUGAACACCUAUCCCAGAAAUGGACCUAAUUGCGCAGGAUUGAUAUCAGUGUUCAGAAUAAGUGUUGAUCCCUGCGGUAAAUUAUGGGUAUUAGAUUCGGGCCAAACGGAUUCAGUGAAAAAUUCUAAGCAAGUAUGUCCACCGAGUAUCCUGGUCUUCGAUCUUGCAACGGAUCAGCUUCUCGCUCGUUAUGUUAUACCCAAGAAAUUUGUACUUCAAGAUUCAUUAUACACGAAUAUAGUAAUUGAUUCAAGAACUAGUGAUUGUUCUGAUCUUCAUGCAUAUAUGGCAGACACUUGGCGGUUUGGACUUCUAGUAUUUAGGCAACACGACGAACAUUUUUGGCGGUUUUCGCAUCCCUUCUUUUUCCCCGAUCCGUUGGCAUCAAAUUUUACCCUACAAGGACUCAAUUUUCAGUGGACAGAUGGGAUUUUUGGACUGGCUUUAUCUCCCAUCGAUCAGUUCAGUGAAAGAAUUUUAUUUUUUCAUCCCAUGUCAAGUCUCAGAGAGUUUUACGUGUCUACAUCUGUAUUACGUGACCCUUUACGCGUUAGUAAUAGUUCUUCGGAAUUUUCAUUAGCUGGAACGACGAGAGGCCCAUCGAGCCAAGCUUCUGCUUCCGCCAUUGAUAAUAGAGGUGUAAUGUUUUAUGGGCUUGUUCUUCAAGACAGCGUAGGUUGCUGGGACACAAAUAAAGCAUUUACAAGAGAAAAUAAUAGAAUAGUUGCAUUAAAUAGCGAAACUUUGGUAUUUCCAAAUGAUGUAAAAAUUGAUCAAGAACAAAACGUAUGGGUUAUCUCGAAUAGAUUACCAAUGUUCCAGAAUGCUCCCCUUAACCCGGAUGACUACAAUUAUCGCAUCAUGUAUGCGAGUGCAACAGAAGCAGUAAGAGGCACAAUUUGUGAACCCGUUAUAGGUACCUAUAAAGAGCACAGGUGA